This is a messenger RNA of Plasmodium gallinaceum, 4011 nucleotides long. Its product is annotated as leucine--tRNA ligase, putative. The transcript has a single exon. The record is from RefSeq and is a predicted model, not a curated record. Gene Ontology annotation, biological process: leucyl-tRNA aminoacylation; mitochondrial translation. Gene Ontology annotation, cellular component: mitochondrion. Gene Ontology annotation, molecular function: ATP binding; leucine-tRNA ligase activity. Bases 1 to 4011 code for a protein of 1336 amino acids. Lineage: Eukaryota; Apicomplexa; Aconoidasida; Haemosporida; Plasmodiidae.
AUGUUUUUUCAUUUCUUCUUUAUCAUAGUUCUUUAUUUAGUAUUUUAUGCAAAUAUCAAAAAUGCAUAUACUUUGAGAGUUAGAUUAAGUAAAGAAAUUUUAUUUUUGAAAUCAUGUAUGACUUUAAAGAAAAGAAAGAUUAAAAAUAUUUCCCCUUUACAAAGUAAACAUUAUAAUUUUAACUUGAUUGAAAAAAAAUGGCAACUUAUAUGGAAUUCUAAGAAAUUAUUAGAUAAGGAUUUUGAAAUAUUUAAUAAGCUUAAAAAUAAAAAGAAAGAUAAAUCAAAUGAGGAUAUUGAGGAAAAUAAUAAAAUUAGUUUAAAAAAAAAGUAUAGAAUGUUUAAGAAGUAUUACAUUUUAGAUAUGUUUCCUUAUCCUUCUUCUCAGGGGUUACAUGUUGGGCACAUUUUAUGUUUUACAAUAACUGAUGUUAUAAGUAAAUUUAAAAGGAUGAAUAAUUUUUGUGUUUUUCAUCCAAUUGGUUGGGACAGUUUUGGUUUACCAUGUGAUAGAUUAUCUAUGAAAUUGAAAGUUAAUCCAAAAAAAAUCAUAAAAAAAAAUAUUUUAAAUUUUAAAAAACAACUGAUAAUGUUAGGAUUUUUAUUUAAUUGGAAGAAUGAAAUUAAUACUUGUGAUAAAAAUUAUUUUAAAUGGACACAAUGGAUUAUUAUUCAAAUGUAUUUAAAUAAAUUGGGUUAUAAAAAACGUUCAUAUGUUAAUUGGUCUAAAGAAUUAAAUUGUGUUAUCUCCAAUGAUGAAUUAAAAAAUGAAUUGAAUUUACAGAAUUUACAAAUUGAAAAAGUAAAAUUAUUACAGUGGUUUCUUAAAAUUACCAAAUAUGCAAAUCGUUUAAUAAAAGACUUAAAAUUAAUUAAUUGGCCAAAUAAAAUUAAAAAUAUGCAGAUAAAUUGGAUUGGUAAAAAAUCAGGAAUAGUUAUAAAAGCAAAAAUUAUUAAUAUAAAUAAAAUGUUUUUGAACUAUUCUCUCGAUUAUAGACGUAAAUUCAUAUAUAUUUACUAUAGCAAUAUUUAUAAUCAUUUAAUAUUUCUUUUGUUUAAUUGUAUUUAUUACAUUGGAAUAAAAAAAAGUUUUAAUAAAACUAAUUAUAAAUUUUUUUCUUCUUUUUUAAAAUCCAUGAAUGAUGAACAUGAAAAAAAUUGUGGAAUUAUUGAAGAAAACGAAAUUGGAAAAAAUGAAAAAAAAUUUGUUGGUCCUCUAAUAAAUAAAAAUGUAAAUUGUAAUGAAAAAGAUAUGUACUAUGAUGAUUACAUUUCAUUAAAUAUUGACAAUAUUAACAAUAUUGGCAAUAUUAACAAUUUUAUGAAUGAUGUAUUAAUUAGUAAUAACAUAUAUAGUUUACAAAAAAAGCAUUGUUAUUUACAUAAUUUUAAAGAAGGAAAUAAAAUAUCGAAUGAAGAAGAUACAUAUGUUAAAAUAUUCUUAAACAAAAAUGAAGGAUUGUUAGAAAAUAAUAAAAUCAUCGUUAGUGUAAAUCAUCCUAAUAUUAACAGAAUAGUAAACAACGAUCAAUUUUUAUUAAAAUAUAUAAGCGAAGAAAUUAUUAAAAAUGAUACAUCAAGGUUAAAAAAUGAUAAACUAUAUUUUUCUGGUUCUGUUAUUUAUAAUCCACUUAUAAAUAAAUUUAUUCCCAUAUACGUUUGUUCUUACAUUUUAGAUAAUAAUAAAAGUAUUCUUUUAUUAAGGAAAGAAAAUAAAGAAGAUAAUAAAAUAAACGUCUUAAUAUAUGAAUUAUUACUCAAUUCUCAUUAUAGUAUAAAAAAAAGUAUUUAUAAUUUAAAAGAUUGGUUAUUCUCCAGACAGAGAUACUGGGGUGAACCAUUUCCCUUUUUAUAUAAAAUAGAAAAAAAAAAGGAAGAAUAUAAAAAUAAUGAAACAGAUAGUGUUAUUUAUAAAAAAAAUGAAGUUAAUGAUAAAGAUACCCCAAAUGAUAUAUUUCUUCCAAUUAGAGAAGAGAAUGAUAAUAAAAAAAUAGAAAUAAAAAAAAUUAAAAAUUCUCUUAAAAAUAAAGUAUAUAUAGAUAAAAUUCCUUUAUGUUUACCAAAAUUUAAUAAAAAAAUAUACGAAAAAGAUAAUAAAGAAAAUAAAGUAUAUUCCGUUUUAUCAAGAUUCAAGGAAUGGAUAAUUACCAAAAAAAAAGAUACACUAUAUAAAAGAGAAAGUGAUAUAAUGCCUCAAUGGGCUGGUUCUAGUUGGUAUUAUUUAAGAUAUAUUGAUCCUAAAAAUAAAGAAAAAAUUUUUGAUAAAAAAAAAGUAAAUUUUUGGCUUCCUGUAGAUCUAUAUGUAGGGGGAAGUGAACAUGCAGUGUUACAUUUACUCUAUUCAAGAUUCUUUCAUAAAUUUUUAUAUGACCUAAAAUUAGUUAAGCAUAAAGAACCCUUUCAAAAAUUAUUUAAUCAGGGAAUACUAUUAAAUACUACUUCUUUUUAUUUUUAUACUAAUUUAAAAAAUGAACUAGUAAGUUAUUCUGAAAUAUAUGAAAAAGAUAUCAUUAAAAAAGAAAAGGGAAAAAGAGAUAUUAUAAUAGAAAAUGAAUAUAAGAAUGGAAAUUCUUCAAAAGAUAAUCAAACGAAUGAAAAGGAAAUGAUAAAUUAUAAUGUAAAUAAUGAUUUAUUGAAAAAGGAAUUAAAGAUAGAAGACACAAUGGAAAAAGAACAAAAUAUUACUAAUAUAAAUGAGAAAAAAAAUAUACAUAACUGUAUUAAUCAAGAAUUAACUCAAAAAGGCAAAUCAGAAACUGAAAAAAUAAUUGAGAGUAAUAAUUAUAUAAUGGAAAAUAAUUACAAGAAAUUUUUGAUUGAUGAAAUGCAUGUAAUAGAAAAAAAUCAAAAAUAUUAUUUGAAAAAUUUACCUUCUAUUGAAGUACAACCCAAUUUUGAAAAAAUGUCUAAAUCAAAAGGAAAUACUAUUAACCCUAAUGAUAUAAUUAAAAUAUAUGGUUCAGAUUGCUUAAGAUUGCAUAUUUUAUUUUUAGGACCAGUUGAUCAAAAUAAAAAGUGGAAUAUUAAAGGGAUAAAAGGAACCUUUAAAUUUUUGAAUAAUUUAUACAACUUAUUUAUAGAUAAUGUAAAUAAAAAAAAAAAAAAAAAAAAUGAAUACACCAAUGAAAUAGAUGGAAAUAAAAAUGAAAAAAAUAUAUACACCAAAAAGUUAUUAAAUGAUGAUACUUGUAAAAUAAAGGAAAUGAAAAAUAUAUUAAACGAUAUAAAUAAUAAAAAUAAUGAAAAUAUUAAUUCAAAUGAAAUAAAUAAUGAUAAAACAGAAAAUUUAAAAAAUGAUUUGAAUGAUGAUAUAAUUUGCGAAAUUUGCAAAAAUAAAAAUAAAAAUAAAAAUCUGAUUAUAAAUUUUGAGAAAAAUAUAAAUCUUGAAAAAAAAAAAAAUUAUAAAAAGAUAUUAAAGAGAAAUUUAAAUAUACUUAAAAGCAAAUCUGACUCAUUUAAAAAACUCUCGAAUAAAAUAAAAAAAAACAUAGAAAUUGAAACAGAAAAAAAAAAAAAAGUAAAUUAUUAUAUUGAGAAAAUUACGAACUGUAUAAAUUCAAUAAAAUUAAACACAGCUGUGUCUUUUUUUAUGAAAUUUUAUAAUGAAAUUAAAGAAUGGAAUUAUAUACCUUUAAAAGUAUUUCUUAUAUUUAUUAAAUUAUUAUAUCCAUUUUGUCCUCAUAUAUGUGAAGAGUUUUGGUUUUAUUAUUUAAAAAAAUAUAGAAAAAAAAAAAAAAAAAAAAUUUGCUACUUUUGUAAUUCUAGUUUACUAUAUUAUGAAAAAUGGCCUUCUUUAUUUCAAAUAAAAGAAGAAAAAAUUGUAAAAAUAUCUAUAAAAAUAAAUAAUAAGCAUAUUGCUUUUAUUCAAAUUAAUCUAAAAAAUUCAAAAAAUAUAAUAAAAGAAUCAACAAAUUUAAUACAGGAUCGCAUACAAAAUGAAAUAAAAAAAGGAAAAAAAAUAAUUAACAUCAUAAACAUUCCUAACAAAAUAAUCAACUUUAUAAUAAAAUAA